AAAUUAUGCAGACCAGACUUAAGGUUUGAAAAAAAUUGGAUAUCUAUAGCGCUCAGCCUUUCCGCCGUACUGUUUUACCUUCGAUACGAGAUUGUUUCUGUACCCUACAAUUAAUUGCCCAGCAUGAACCAUUGGGCCACCCUUAAUAAAGGUGUUGUCGUACCGGAAACCGAUCCGUCAGAAAUUCAGAUCGAACAGUUCUUAAAACUGUAUCAGCAAGCACUACAGUACCAUCAGAAUGGCCGAUUAGACGAAGCAAAAGAGAUUUAUGAACGAAUCAUUAACGAUGAUCUCGUUGAAAGCGGUCCUGAAACUACUGAUCCGAAUGAGAACUUAACCAUGACCAAUUCGUCGUUAGUAAUGCUUCGCUUUCUCGUAUAUAAGAACUAUGCAGUAUUAUUAAAGCACGAGUUUGACGCGGCCGAUGCUAAAGAUAUCGACAAGGGCAAAGAGGCGAUAAAGUAUUAUCUGAUGGCACUAGAUAUCGACGAGUCCGAGCAAACAUUAUGGUACCGCGUUGGACAGCUCGCAUAUGCAACGGGAAACACACGACUCGCGCGUCUCGCUUUUGAGCACGGCCUUUAUAUUAUCGCGAUACGUGAAAAGUACCCAGAUCAAUUUGACGAAGACGAUUUCAACGAAAACACGGGAUCGAUCUUAGAUUUUUGGGAAGAACUAAAACAAAUCCUCUCGUCUGGUCGCAUGUCUCCUAUACAAUGGCGAUGUCUUGAAGGAUUGUGCGAAGUUCUUGUUGACGUUGGUGAUUAUCAACUCUGCCGAUGUUACAUGAAUUUGGCUUCGCCGUAUUAUCCUGGCUGGCCGUUGCUACCAAAGUUGGAGGAAAAAAUGGAUAUCUCUUCAAUUGAAAAUAACGAGGAGCCUGCAGAACCCAUUCACAUCAAGCUCACAAAAGUCCGUUGGGUAUCGUUGCUAAAAACGUUAUUGCAGAGAUAUGAUGAACUUAUCAAGACCAAUGAUGACCAAAAUCCAUUAUUCAACGAUGUACCGAUCAUCAAUCGCAAUAUCUAUAUCGAUGUCACUGCUCGAGAAAUUGGCCAGCUGGAUGAAAGUCGACGGGAUGUAGUAUAUGUGGACGCCGAUACUCAAAUGGAAGAACUACCAGCCCACAACAAAACAACCGUAACUACCAGCAAACAGAACACUGCACCAAAAUCCGCAGAUGAAGACAUAGAAGGGGACGUAUCAAUGACCGACGCCGAUAGAACACCAGAGGAUGCACAACAAUCAUCAUCAGCAACACCGACAGCAGAAAAGGAGAUGCAAGAAUUUGGACACAGGAAAGACGCAGUGUCAAAAACUGUGAUUUAUCUGAGUCAGGAUGAUGAUGAUAAUGGAAACGACAAUGGCGAUGAUAAUCCGUCAUCCGCUACUAGUACGGGUGUUCCACAAAAUACAAGCAUGAAAGACGACGAUAAUACACAGCUCAAAGACCAAGGCGAAUCAGCCACUCCUUCUCUUAAGCGAAAACGGUCGAAUCUGAGCGAUGAGGAUGAAGAGGCGGAAUCAGAAUCCGAAGAUAAAAGGACCACGCUGAGAGCCUCCAAAAGGCAAAAAGAAAAAAUCGAGAACGAGGAGACAUCACGCCGCAAAAUGCUUAGCGAAGAAGACGAGCAUUCAGAAUCACUACAAGAAGUAUUCGAUAAGCUGGCCAAUAUAUCUGAAAUCAAGCGCCAUCAACCUUGGUUUGUCCCCGUUGAUUUAGAGCUGGAUGAGUCGGCAAUGUCCCUGUACUGGAAAUGGUUUGACAUGAAAAUAUCCGAACUAAGCAAACGUUAUGCCUGGGACUACGAUAAUGCUCGCACUGGAAAUGGCAUGGACCUCACACUUCCAUUAGCGACAUCAUCUGAAAGCAAGCGCGGUCCUCAGUAUGCCAUAUUCGCAACCACAGAAAGUGCUAACAGGAGUAUCCAGCGGUCCUCAGAAGAAGCGGCAGUCGUGGGACUGAUAAACACGUUAAACACUGGGAACUCAGGUGUUCUGGACAGUUUGCUCCAAGCUGCUCUAAGUCUAUUGGAACAAGAUAUCCAGUAUGACAUUGAUCCCAAAAUCGCAGACCUUUUGGUGGAUGUUAUUGUUUUACUUGGUCAAGAUUUCAUGGAGCAGUAUCUUUUCAACGAAAGUGAUAUUGUAAAUCGCACGCAGAAAGAACCAGUUGUUAAGUUAACACUUCGAAUUUGUGAGCGUAUGGUUGACAAGCUGAUUCAUAUGAUAUUGGCUACUUUGGAAAAUCAAUUAUCGCCUAGAAAAAAAUCAAGCGCUGUCAAACAAGCCGAAAAAGUUGCGAUUCAACACCUUACCGAAGUGUGUGAGACCUGGAUUAAAAUGUUGGAACGAGCCAUGAUGCGGGAAUUGGCUAGUAUCUUUAUAUCAAGCCCUCAAUUACAAUACCAGGAUAACAAGCUGCCUAAUGUGAACGAAGUCAUGGUUCGAUAUCGGUACAUCCAGGGCAAGAUGGCGCAAUGUAGAGACGAUGUGGAAAAGGCAUUCGAUUGGUAUAAGUGCUGCGAAGAGCUGCUGAAAACGAAACUGCCGCAGAAUACGACAUUUAAUCUAAAGUGUCGCUACGACGGAGUGUUGAGCUUAGGUACGAUCAGGAAGAAGCUGGAAUCUCUAGAGUUAGGCAAAGAUAUGCUCUCGGCAAAGGCCAGAUAUGAGAAGAAGGAAUACAAUGCUAUCAUUACGCAACUGUCAGCUGCCGUAGAAAAGAAGUUGGAAGGCUCACAGAAUCGAUCGCAUGAGCUGGGUGAAAUGCUGGCUUUACUCGCAAAAUCAUAUACAAAAGUUGGAGAAUUUGCAAAAGCAUGGAGAUGCCACAUCCGUAUUUUAUAUUAUCUUGUCUACGACCUGAUCCAAUAUGGUGUUUCGCAAGCCAAGGAUGGUCAGUUUGCUUCAAAGGACUCUGAUACUGUGUUUUUCAAGCAUUUGAAAAAGAUCGAUAUGUGCUUGCAAGAAAUCGUGAACUUAUCGCUAGACAAGUCGCUGGAUUGUCUCGAGGCCGUCGAUACAAGCACUUUGGAUGCUGUGUUGGUCGUUCUACAAAUGACCGUACAAUAUGUUUUCCGGCAUGCAGAUUUUAUACCCCUCGUCAACAAUUUCACGACCCCAACCUCUGAAAACCACUCGCCUUCUAACACCACUCGCUCUGCACGAUUCAACUCUAUUGUCAUAAACACAUGGGUGCUGGCAUCCACUAUUAUACAAAGCUGCAUUCCAGACGACGGCAAUGCUUCAAACCUUGAAGUCAAACAUACUUUAACGGACACUUUGAUGACUCUUCACGACGAACUGGGGGAACGUCAAAUCUGCGGUGUAGCCAAAGGCGCAUUUUUAAAACAUCUGCUAAAAUUGCCAUCAAACGAUACAAAAUACAAAAUGGGCAUAUAUCAAUGCUACCACUGCCUCUAUGGUGUUGCUCUCGCUGGCGAAUCAGAUAUAAUCGAGGAGCACAAUGUGGCACAUGAAGCACUCUCACAAAAGGCAGCUGAGCCCCUCUUUGCAAUUGUCGCCGACUCUGUUGUUGAAAGACUUGGUCGCGGUGCACAACUGAAAAGUGAUUCAAAAAAUGUAGUCGACAUGGUAUCUGAUCUGUUUGAAUCAUUGCCUACAGACGACAAUAAUGUCCGGUUGAACAAGAAGGUGAUUGAAAGCUAUCUCUCACAAGACGUGAAGAUUGGACCGUCGGUUGACGAUACGUUGCGACACUCGCCUUUGUCUGCAGUACCGAUCGACCCAAAGCGCUCAAAAAUCUCUCCCGUGUACUUUAAAAUUUUCUGGAUUGGUGGCCGGACGAUACGCUUACAGAUCAAAAAUCGCUCCAAGUUUAACGCCGAAAAGACAGCGGAAGACCUGGAAAAUGCAAUUGAACUGUUCACAAACCAUAUUAUCCUAGAUCCACACGAUGUGAGCGGCUGGGCUGAACUGGGCCACUGCUAUGCAGGUUUGGCUGAUGAGGAAUUGAUCUGGAGUGCCAUAAACGUCAAAACACACCGUGAUCUAAUUGCUACGUAUCAAAAGAAAGCAUUCCAUGCAUUCCGCAGAGCGCUUCAUCUAAUUGCUUCCAACGGCUCGAGCCAAGAAUUAAAUAGCGCUUCGAUGUUUGAUUUGUAUAGCAGGUUUGGCUUCUUGUUGUACGGAAUGGUGUGCCCACCGAUGAAGGGUGCUUCAUUGGAAACGAAAGUGACACGACGCAUAAUGACGGCCGAUAAACAAUUUGUUAACGUUUCACAAAGUCCGUCGGAUCCAAAAAAUGCAUAUAAGAUGGCUCUCAAAAUGUUCCACCAUGCACUUCGGUUCAAGUCCUCUGAAAAGUGGAGAUGCUAUCAGAUGAUCGGAAGCUGUUGCAAAAAGCUUGGCAGGCCAGCUAAGGAGGUGCUGCAAUGGUUUCUAGAAGCCGUGGUAAAAUUACCCCCGCAAACUGGAAGCGAUAGGAUUUUUGAGCCAGUAUACAAGCUUUACUCUGCAUUAGCCAAAUAUCUUUACAGAAGAGAGGUUCAGCCAAACGAUGUUGGGAUCUACCUUGAAACACAGAUCGCCGAAAAGACAGCAACACAAGAGGAUAACAACACGGAUCAGGGGCAGCAACAUCAGUCGGGUGAAAGCAGUGCAAUGGCAGUAACUGAAGGCGAUAGAAGGAUCGUACCUACUCUUAGCAAUCCACCUAUUGGUGCUACUUCGACACAGCAGACACAAAAGGAUCCGUAUGACAUCAUUCUCAGUAAGCUUGCCGCUAUACGCCGAGUCGACAAACAUAAAUGGCAUCAUCGACCGAUAUACCGGAGUGCUUGGAUUCUUUAUCAUGUUUACAAUCAAACAGAGAAUGCGAAAAAUGAGAUACUUGAACUUUUCUCGCUUCGAUCCAACUCCAAAUCAUUCACUAGCAUGUGGAAAACCAACUACGAAAGACCUGGAAAAUUCUUCGAGUAUGUUCAUCAAUGCACGAUGCUGCUUAUUGAACUUGCAAAGGAGACCAGGGAUAUUGAGCGACUCAAACUGCUAAAGGAAAAGCUGCACAAGGCAUCCUCGACAGUGCUGCUGUAUACCGAAGAACUCAUUUCUGCUGUCGAUGAUGCCCUCAAGGAAGCCACCGCAGAUCCGGUUGCCUCGCAACAACAACCCAUUGAGCGUCAUCGGCAUGACGAUGACGAUAUGAAUAGAGGAGAAGCCAAACAAAGCAACAAUAGCAACGACGGCACAACCAGUGGCGACCAUUACCACGAUGUGAUUAUCCUGUAGAUAGCUUAGCUUGUACAUACGUAUAUAAUAUAAAAUCCAAUUGCAUACAUGCAUGGAACCAUGUGGAAAUUGGAUACAUGUACUGCACAAAGGUCCGGGAAAAUUAUAAAGUAC
Messenger RNA from Zychaea mexicana, 5367 nucleotides. RefSeq lists its product as uncharacterized. Gene Ontology annotation, biological process: chromatin organization. Gene Ontology annotation, cellular component: nucleus; HIR complex. The transcript has 24 exons. Gene Ontology annotation, molecular function: nucleosome binding; protein binding. NCBI's taxonomy places the organism in Eukaryota, Fungi, Mucoromycota, Mucoromycetes, Mucorales, Lichtheimiaceae. The record is from RefSeq and is a predicted model, not a curated record. The coding region runs from base 124 to 5253 and encodes 1709 amino acids.